Messenger RNA from Saccharomycopsis crataegensis, 315 nucleotides. RefSeq lists its product as uncharacterized. The transcript has a single exon. The record is from RefSeq and is a predicted model, not a curated record. NCBI's taxonomy places the organism in Eukaryota, Fungi, Ascomycota, Saccharomycetes, Ascoideales, Saccharomycopsidaceae. The coding region runs from base 1 to 315 and encodes 104 amino acids.
AUGCUGUCGGAAAAAUCUUCCACGAAGUCGUCAACAAUAGAUGUCGUACCGUACGACUCUCUCACACCAGACUCUGCCAAGGAAUCCCUACUCAACAAUAUUCUCCUAUGGUUAAUUAUCAUUCUUUGCCUAUGGAACUUGUAUGCCAUUAUAAACAUUAGAAAAGAGUUGCGAAUUGUUAAUGAUCUGUUAAUGAAAGUAUGGCAAGAACUGCACCCAAAUGAUGAUUGGGGAAUGCUUCAGGAUGCUUCCCAGAUAGAUCUCUUGGAUAAACUAGAAAACUGGAUCCAGGGAUUCAUUUGGCAAAUGAGAUAA